Molecule: messenger RNA, 3207 nt
Organism: Folsomia candida
Lineage: Eukaryota; Metazoa; Arthropoda; Collembola; Entomobryomorpha; Isotomidae
Product: putative cysteine proteinase CG12163
Exons: 11
Coding region: 170-2752 (860 amino acids)
Cellular component (GO): lysosome
Molecular function (GO): cysteine-type endopeptidase inhibitor activity; cysteine-type endopeptidase activity
Source: RefSeq, a predicted model, not a curated record
UAAUCUCAGCAUCAUCUGCUCUCAUCUGUCUGACACUGAAAAUACUGCUGAGAUUUGCAAACAAUACGCAUUAGCAUCGCUGCAAAUCUCAUUCUCUGAUCUGAUUUAAUUGAACAUUAUUACCAAUAAUUAUCAUAUAGUUUAUUUUCUGGUAAUCGAGUAGAAAGAAAUGACGCCCCGGUCCCAAUGGUGGGGCUCGUUUCUCAUUUUGACCCUGUUGGCUGGGACCUGGACCUUCGUCCUGGAGGGGAAUGCUUUGGGUGAGCAGGAUUUGUUGGACGCACCGUCCUCUCCCACUCAGAAAUUCGACGCUGACCUCAUCGACCAAGUCCUGAGUUCCGACUAUUUCGAGGACGACAAGGAGGCAGCCAAAGAUGCACCCUCUCCUCCUGCAGGGUCACUUCCUGUCCAACCGGAAGUUGCAGAAGAGGUGGAGGAAGAAGUCACGACGAGCAAGAAUCCAUUCUGCGUCGGAUGCCCGAUGGAAGUGGAUGUUGAUGAUGACAAAAUCAAAGAAAUGGCUGGCUUCGCCUUUUCAACGCAUUUGAGUGGGUUUGACGAUUUGGAACGGGCACAGCGGAUGGUUCGCGUCGUGAAUGCCAUGACACAAGUGGUCGCUGGACAAAAGUAUAUUCUGGAUUUAGAGGUCGGACUCACAAAUUGUACAAAGGCCCAACACGAUCUGGACAAGGAACAAUGUGCUAUGGAUCCUUCUGAAGACACAUUUAUUUGCAACUUUGAAGUUGUUGAACAGUCAUGGAUCAACAAUAAGGAAGUAGUGAGAUCCAACUGCAAGAGAGAAAAAGUGUCGAGGCGAGAGGAUGGUGAUGAUGAUGAACAAGACGAUUAUGACGACUUGGAGCAAGACGGUGACAUAGUGGGCGAUGGUGAUACCACGCUCCCUACUGCACAAAAGCAGCCAAAGAGUUUGAGACGCAAGCGAGAUGUUGUUUCUUCUCCUUCUCCACCGUCGCCGCCAGUGCCAAUCCUUGGUGGGUCAAGGGACGCUGAGGAAAGUACGGAAAAAUUGAUGGACCUGGCCAAGUUUGCUGUCCAGCAGUUGGACACUAUCGAUGCGGAUGAUGAUGCGAGAUUGGUUAUGGAAGUUUUGGACUCGAAGAAGCAGACCGUGUCUGGGUGGAUGUACACCUUGAAGAUCCGCGUAGCCCACACAACUUGCAAAGAGGGUGAGGAAGUGACACUGGCGAAAUGCAAGGACAAGAUUGUACCCCCGUUCCGCGUGUGCAGUGUCAAGAUAUUAUUCCAGCCAUGGCAAGAAGUUCAACGUAAAAUGACCGAAAGCCAAUGUCUUCCAGAGAAAGCGUACUACAAGAAGAAACAGGGGAAGAAAAUUGCAAAACAGUUGGAUUUAUACAAGGAAAAUGAAGUCAACAAGAAACAAAAACUACACCGAGCUCUGGGUGGAUUUCACGAGGUGGAUGUGAAAAGUUCAGAACUUGUAGAACUCGUGAAUUUCAUUGUGGAAUCGAUUGACCAACAAAGCAAUGCUAUGCAUGCUCAAAAAUUGGUUAAAAUUGUAGCCGCCCAAAGGCAAAUUGUUGCCGGAAUGAAGACAAAGCUUGUCGUAGAAUUAGGAUACACCGGUUGUCGUAAGAAUCCUACUUUGGAUAAAUCCCAGUGUGAAAUCGAUAAUACCAGAGAGCAUCAAUUUUGCAACGUCACCGUAUUGGAACAACCUUGGCUCAAAAGCAAGCAAAUUACUCACUCCAAAUGUGGCCCGAGAGAAUCAAUGUUUCUGGACAGGACGAAAAGGAGUUUGAGUUUGUUCCAUAUCAAAUUGGAAAAGGACGAAGGUGUCAACCAAAAAGAGUUUCAAAGUUUUAUGGACAUGCAUGGGAAAAAGUACGAGUCCAGGGAAGAGUACACCUACCGACUUGGAGUCUACAUGGAGAAUAUGAAAAAGGCAAAACUGCUUCAAGAUAAUGAGCAGGGGACAGCCGUGUAUGGUUCCACUGCGUUUGCAGAUUUGACAGAGGAAGAGUUUUCUAAACACUAUCUCGGACUGAGACCAGAUUUGCGUCAAGGAACCAAGAAAGUUAAGACGGCAAAGGUUCCAUAUUUGUCAUCGCUGCCAGACGAGUUUGACUGGAGGAAUUACAAUGCCGUAACUCCUGUAAAGAACCAAGGAAUGUGUGGAUCAUGUUGGGCCUUUUCCGUCACGGGAAAUAUUGAAGGCCUUUACGCCAAGAAAUACAACAAACUGAUGUCUUUCUCCGAACAGGAACUCGUGGAUUGUGACACUCUGGACGAAGGUUGCAAUGGUGGCCUGCCUGAAAAUGCAUAUAAGGCUUUAGAAAAGUUGGGUGGUCUAGAAACUGAGUCUGCCUACCCGUACGACGGAAAAGGCGAAAAGUGUUCGUUUGAUGCUAGCAAGGCCGCAGCAAAGGUGAAAGGUUUUGUUGAGCUGCCCAAAAACGAAACCGAGAUGGCCAUGUGGCUGGUUAAGAAUGGACCAAUCUCAAUUGGAAUCAAUGCGAACGCGAUGCAGUUUUACAUGGGCGGAGUAUCCCAUCCUUGGAAGUUCCUUUGCGGCAAGAAGAGCUUGGACCAUGGUGUUCUCAUCGUUGGUUUUGGAGUUCAUACCACAUCCAUAAGACACAAAGUGAUGCCAUAUUGGAUUGUGAAAAAUAGUUGGGGACCUUCAUGGGGAGAGAAGGGUUACUACCGGGUCUACCGAGGAGAAAAUACGUGCGGUUUGGCUGAAAUGGCCACCUCUGCCGUCGUCGACUAAUCAAGUCAUGAGACAAAACAAAAGUUCACUUAAUUAUAUAUAAGCUAAGCGAGUAAACUCGUGUGUACGUCAAUCUGUUUACUCGGACAAAAUCAAAAUGUACUCAAUCUCUACACAAAUACUUCAACAAGUGGAACACUACUUAUCAAUGUGGUCACGUUUUGAAAUAAUUAUCCCAAACAAAUAUGAUCCCGCUUUUAAAAUGAUAUUAUUCUUGUUUAAUUAAGAGCUUUAAUUAGGUUUAGUGCAUGGAUUUACGAUGCAAAAUUUAACAAUUCUCAAGAAAACAUUUUAUCAACUACGCAUAUUUUUUAGCUUGCUUUGACAUUGUAAAACCUCGCAGCAACAAAGAAAUCUCAUUUUAAUUAUUGAUCUGAUUGUGAUGUUUGUUAACCCAUGUGAUAGAAAAUUUGAAUUUUUUAAUAAAAAGUCAUCGUAGUGACAGAAAAUUUAUA